Molecule: messenger RNA, 1313 nt
Organism: Hevea brasiliensis (rubber tree)
Lineage: Eukaryota; Viridiplantae; Streptophyta; Magnoliopsida; Malpighiales; Euphorbiaceae
Product: rac-like GTP-binding protein 5
Exons: 7
Coding region: 340-936 (198 amino acids)
Biological process (GO): regulation of actin cytoskeleton organization; cortical cytoskeleton organization; actin filament organization
Cellular component (GO): cell projection; plasma membrane; cytoplasmic vesicle
Molecular function (GO): protein kinase binding; GTPase activity; GTP binding
Source: RefSeq, a predicted model, not a curated record
AGAGAGAGAGAGAGAGAGAGACAGAGAGAAAGCGAUAGGAAUUGGUGGGUACAUGAUGGUGAAGAGUUGGGGUCCUGAAAUAUAGGUUUGUGUAUCAUUUAUAGCUGGCAGGAGCUGUCCUCCUUUCAAGGUCUAGCACACCAUCUCAAAUUUCCUGCUUGCUACCUACACGUAACUCAUCUCUCUCUCUCUCUCUCUCUCUCUCUCUCUCUCUCUCUCUCUCUCUCUGAGUUUCCCCAGCGCCUCUCAUUGCUCUGUCUAUGUUGCUCAAGAACUGAAAGUAUAGGUUUUUCCUAAUUGAAACCAAUAACCCAGAAGGAGGAAAAGAGAUAAAGAAACAUGAGUGCUUCAAGGUUCAUCAAGUGCGUCACCGUUGGUGAUGGUGCUGUUGGCAAGACUUGCAUGCUUAUCUCCUACACCAGCAACACUUUCCCUACUGAUUAUGUGCCAACUGUAUUUGACAAUUUCAGUGCAAAUGUGGUUGUGGAUGGGAGCACAGUCAAUCUAGGGUUGUGGGAUACUGCUGGCCAAGAGGAUUACAAUAGGUUAAGACCUUUGAGUUAUCGUGGGGCAGAUGUUUUCUUGCUUGCUUUCUCUCUCAUUAGCAAGGCCAGUUAUGAAAAUGUUGCCAAAAAGUGGAUUCCUGAAUUGAGGCAUUAUGCACCUGGAGUACCAAUUAUUCUUGUUGGGACUAAGCUUGACCUCCGAGAUGAUAAGCAAUUCUUUAUAGAUCAUCCCGGUGCAACACCCAUUACCACUGCUCAGGGGGAGGAACUGAGAAAGCUAAUUGGGGCUCCUGUUUACAUUGAAUGUAGUUCUAAAACUCAGCAGAAUGUGAAAGCUGUCUUUGAUGCAGCCAUUAAAGUAGUUCUCCAGCCACCAAAACAGAAGAAGAAAAAGAGAAGAAAGGCUCAAAAGGCCUGCUCCAUAUUGUGAUUGAGAAAAGCUGUGGCGGAAAACAUAACCAAUUAGGCAUUGAUCCCAUUAGUUUUUCACCAUCACCAUCUCUCUUACGUUUUCUCACCUUGUGGAAGCAACAGGAUUUCGUCUUUGCAUCUACUAACAGAACUAGGAAGCGCAUUAUAAUCAUCAAGUUGGGAAUUUGUCACUAUCUGGGUUGCAUUUGGAUAUGUAUAUGAAUGAUUGGGUUUGUUGACAUGAACACCCCUAUUUCUUUAGGUCAUUCUGCAUGUAUUGACUAAAUUCAGGAUGAGUUCUCUGAAAUAUUAAUCUGUUUCCUCUUGUAUUAUGUAUGAUAUGUAACUUAGUGCGCCUGAAAAAUCUUAAUAUAAUUAUGGUUUUUUGUUAGAUUA